AUGCUUUGUGCUAUCUCUGGAGAGGCACCUCAAGUGCCCGUCGUCUCUCCCAAGAGCGGCAGUGUGUUCGAAAAGCGCCUCAUUGAGGCAUACAUUGCCGAGCAUGGCAAAGAUCCCGUGAACGGCGAAGAGCUUAGUACCGAGGACCUGAUCGAUGUCAAGUCGCAGCGCGUCGUUCGCCCCCGACCUCCAACUCUCACAUCCAUCCCGUCACUUCUCGGUGUGUUCCAAGAAGAAUGGGACGCCCUUGCCUUGGAAACAUAUACUUUGCAGCAGAACCUGGCACAGACGAGGCGCGAGUUGAGCUCAGCCCUCUACCAACACGAUGCCGCGGUGCGUGUCAUCGCGCGCCUGACCCAGGAGAGAGAUGAGGCUCGCGAGGCGCUCUCGAAUGUGUCUGUUGGUGCCACCCGUGCGGGUGGUGAGGCUAUGCAGGUGGACUCCGCAGGCUUGCCCCAGGCGGUCCUGGAGCGAAUUGAAAACACACAGGCAGCACUUUCAAAGACCCGCCGCAAGCGCCCAAUCCCCGAGAACUGGGCCUCAAGUGAGGCAAUCUCUUCAUACAAACCGACUGAGACCUCUGAGGCUCUAUACCCCGGUGGCCGUGCUCUCUCUGUCAACUCGACCGGUGAAUUGGCUCUUGUUGGCGGUCUUGAUGGUGUGGUUGGCGUCUACUCUCUCGCCCAAAAGAGUGUUGUCCAGACUUUGAGCACAGAUGGACCUGUCACUGAUGCCAAAUGGGCAGGCGAGAAGGCCGUUGUUGGCUCAGCCACAGGCUCUAUCAAGGUGUUCGAAAAUGGCGCUGAGGUUGCAAGCUUCAAGGCGCACGCCGGCGAAGUUACCGCUGUGGCUGUGCACGCUACUGGUGACAUUGUCGCUUCUGUUGGUGUCGACAAGAGUUACGUACUUUACGAUCUUGCUACAAACACUGUUGCAUCCCAGAUCUUCACUAGCGCAGCUCUCUUGUCUGUCAACUUCCACCCCGAUGGUCACUUGAUUGCGGCCGGUGGUGCCGAUUCACAAGUCAAGAUCUUUGAUGUCAAGAGCGGUGAUGCUGCUGCGGACUACGCCAUGUCAGGCCCCGUUAAAUGUUUGUUCUUCUCCGAGAACGGUACUUUCCUGGCCGCCGUGGCCGAUCAGUCUACCACUGUCUCUAUCUGGGAUCUCCGCAGCUCCAAGGAAACCAAGGUUCUGGAUACCGGCAGCCAGGUCAACUCUAUCUUCUGGGACUAUACUGGACAGUUCCUCUUGACCGGUGGACCGGGCGGAGUGACUGUGCAGCAAUUCUCCAAGGCCGCAAAGGCAUGGUCAGAGCCACUGCGCAGCGCAGUGCCCGCCACCUCUGUGGCUUGGGGAUCGGAUGCUCAAAGCAUUGUGGCACUGAACGAGGCGGGUGUUGUCACAGUCCUGACAGCACAGUCAUGA
Penicillium olsonii is the source of this 1425-nucleotide messenger RNA. The record is from the annotation of a GenBank genome assembly. Lineage: Eukaryota; Fungi; Ascomycota; Eurotiomycetes; Eurotiales; Aspergillaceae.